This is a messenger RNA of Engraulis encrasicolus (European anchovy), 3692 nucleotides long. It is a transcript of the gene gpc6a, whose product is annotated as glypican 6a. NCBI's taxonomy places the organism in Eukaryota, Metazoa, Chordata, Actinopteri, Clupeiformes, Engraulidae. Gene Ontology annotation, cellular component: plasma membrane; cell surface; extracellular region. The transcript is spliced from 10 exons. The record is from RefSeq and is a predicted model, not a curated record. Gene Ontology annotation, biological process: regulation of protein localization to membrane; cell migration; regulation of signal transduction. Bases 394 to 2136 code for a protein of 580 amino acids.
GUGCGUGUGUGUGUGUCUUCUUUGGAUUUCUAGUUUCCCCUUGUAGAUAGAAAUACAGAGGACCAGUGUAUGAGCGAGAAGUUGACUGAACAGCGCACACGCUGUCGCUCUUCACAGCGGAUUCCAGAGGCACGGCUUCACGGAGUAAAAGCCUGCUUGUUCUGUCUGGCUUACAGGGGGAACUCGUCUGCUAUGAGGUGGAUGCAAAGUAAAGUGUGAUUUUUUUUUUUAAAUUUACAAACAUUUCUCUACCUGCAGCGCGGGAGGAAGAGAGUGGGAAUCACGGAGCGCCGCACUCUCACUUUCCGGCGGAUUGCAACGGCUCCCACAUUCGAAAUAACGGAUUUCUACAGCUCCCUGCAUUUUCAAUAGGAUUUACAACAUAGGUGUGCGAUGUUCAGACCACAGGUCGUCUUUUGCACACUGUCGGUGCUGCUGUCCCUUUCAUUCGGUGGAGAUGUUAAAUCGCGGAGCUGCAAUGAUGUUCGGCAAGCCUACACCGCCAAAGGCUUUAGUAUCACCAGUGUCCCUCACCAGGAGAUAUCAGGCGAACAUCUGCGUGUGUGUUCUCAAGGUUACACCUGCUGCACUUCAGAGAUGGAGGAUAAACUUAGUCAGCAAAGCAAAAUGGAGUUUGAGAACCUGGUGGAGGAGACGAGCCAAAACCUGCGAACCACAUUCAUCUCUCGGCAUAAAAAGUUUGACGAGUUCUUCCUGGAGUUGCUGGAUAACUCCCAGAGGUCCCUGAACGACAUGUUCGUGCGGACGUACGGCAAGCUGUACAUGCAGAACUCUGAGGUCUUCCAGGACCUGUUCACCGAGCUCAAGCGCUACUACACGGGAGGCAACGUUAACCUGCAGGAGAUGCUCAACGACUUCUGGUCUCGGCUGCUGGAGCGCAUGUUCCAGCUGCUCAACUCGCAGUACCAUUUCACAGACGACUACCUGGAGUGCAUCAGCAAGUACACAGACCAGCUCAAGCCCUUCGGCGACGUGCCGCGUAAGCUCAAGGCCCAGGUCACCAGGGCCUUCAUUGCCGCCAGGACCUUCGUCCAGGGACUCAUGGUCGGCCGAGAGGUGGCAAACCGAGUGGCAAAGGUCAACGUGUCGCCCGGUUGUUCCAAGGCCCUCACUCGGAUGCUGUAUUGCCCAUAUUGUGGAGGACUGCCUGACUUAAAGCCCUGCGCCAACUACUGCCAAAAUGUUCUGAAGGGUUGCUUGGCGAAUCAGGCAGACUUGGAUCCUGAAUGGAACUUAUUCAUUGAUGCAAUGUUGUUGGUGGCAGACAGACUGGAAGGACCGUUUAACAUCGAGGCGGUCAUGGAGCCCAUAGACGUGAAGAUCUCAGAGGCCAUCAUGACCAUGCAGGACAACACCAUGCAGGUCUCAGCAAAGGUUUUCCAGGGAUGUGGGCACCCGCACCCUAAGCCAGCUGGUUCGGGUCGGUCUGCCCGAGGAAUCACAGACACUUUCAAUGCCCGCUUUCGACCCUACAGCCCAGAGGAGCGACCCACGACUGCUGCUGGCACUAGCCUGGACCGCCUGAGGAUUGUCUGGAGGACAAUGCAACAGAGCGUGGUCGACAUCAAGCAGAAGCUGUUGGAGGCCAAGAAGUUUUGGUCCAGCCUGCCCACCGGCAUCUGCUCAGACGAACGGGUCGUAAGCACAGACUCCGAGCAGUGCUGGAACAGUCACACCAAGGGCAGGUAUUUCCCUGAGGUGGUGAAAGACGGUUUGACGAAUCAGCAGCACAAUCCUGAGGUGGAGGUGGACAUCACGCAGCCCGACACCUUCAUCCGUCAGCAAAUCAUGACGCUGCGCAUGAUGACCACCAAGCUACGCAACGCCUACAACGGCAACGACAUCUACUUCCAAGACUCCAGUGACGAGGGCAGCGGUUCGGGCAGCGGCAGCGGCUGUACGGAAGGCUGCACCACCACGACGGAGUUUGACUUUGUGGCCACGGAUGCCCCCGUGGUCAGCGCCGACCGGAGCGACGGACAGGCGGCCUCCGGCUCCUCCUCCUCCUCCUCCUCGGCCCCGCCCUCCACGACCUCCGCAUCCUGGGCGAGCACCUCGGCCGCCCUCCUCACGUCGCUGGCCCUGCAGCUGGUACUGCAUUGGCAGUGGAGAUAAUGAUAGUGCGAUGGGUGUAGAAGACAGAGAGAGAGAGAUAUAUAUAAAUAUAUAUAUAUAUAGACAGAGAGAGAGAGAGAAUGAGACGAGAGAGAUAUACAGAAAUCGGGAGGAUCGCAAUCAGCAGACUCUCUUGGGAACUAAAGCCGGACAAGUGCAGUACGGACGUGGACAUUCACGCUGUCGGCUCACACACCGGACAAUUUUACUAAUAAAACUAUGGAAGGAAGGAAAAAAGGAAGGUUGUGGAAGGUGACAGGAAGAAAGAAACUGUGUGUGUGUACGAGUGUGUGUGUGUCCGAGUGUGUGUGUGUGUGUGUGAGAGAGAGAGCAAAGUGCAAGCGGAGAGAGAAAGAAGAGAGUGGAGGAGAAUGAGAGAAUAUGCGUGAGUGAGCGUGUGGAAUGUUAAGUGAAAGUUAUAUGAGAAAACCCCCGGGUGGCAAGGAGAGAGGAGAGGAGAGGAGAGGAAGGAACGAAAGGCGCACAGCUCUGCAUCUUGCUUGUUCCAAAGAAUGCCCAAUGCCGCCACCUCCACCACAAAAACAGCGUUCGAUGUGGCCAAUGUCAACUCCCCUUCUCAUUCCCAUUACUGAGACGAAGGACGCUCGGAUGGAGAGCACAAGAAAACGAGAGCAAAGAAGAUUUAAAGGACAAAAAGAUUUGAAAUAUGAAAAGAAAUUAUAUUUUUUGUUUUGUUUUGUUUUAUACUGACUAAAUGGAACCUUUAAAAUGAUUUUAAAAAAAGUCAACCCCAUUUUUUUUUCUUUCUCUUUUGCUCCUAUCGGUCCCCCUUAUGACGAAUGUGAUGUGUUGAUUAUUCGCGUUGCAUCGUGGUAGUGGGAAUUACCUGUCCUUUGAGCGUUUUACUUCUGCAUAAGCACACAGAUGGUGUGACGACCUUGCUGCAAACGAGCUUAAGUUUUAGAGAGUCGAAAGCUGUACACAGUUUUGCACACAUUUGAAAAUCAACAUUACAUGAAAGUCUUAGUGUAUUAAAAAGAAGAACGUUUUGCACAGAUUUGGUUAGCUUCAAUCUUUUAAUUGAUAUUCUCUUUGUGUGUGUGUGUGUGUUUUUUUUCUUACAAAGACAAAGUUAAAAUUAUUUAUAUUUUCCAAAAUAGCUAUAUUAUAGCCUGUAUCAACAUUGGAUCUAAAUUGACAUGGUAUGGAAAAGCUUGCUAUGCUUAUCAUAAUAGUCUGUUUACCAUGCAGACAUUAAUUUAUUUUCAGUUUUUGCUUUGAGAGCAUUGAUAUUACUGAUGAAGCCACUUAGGCUCACACCAACAACUACCGUAUAUCGACAUAAUUAUAAAAUCACACUCUCCUCAGUACAGUAAAUGAUAUGAUUUCCAUUGCAACGAAGAUGACAAACACAGACUUUUUCACAGAUUUUCAGAGCGGUUUUGAGAAACUUGAAUGAAAAUGUUCUUCAUUGUGAGUAUUCAUAUUGACAAAGUUUCAGCCACCGCCAUCAUAACAGCCCUUGGUGUGAUCGAUCUUAAGUGACUAGUAGUACGUAUGGUUUAUGUGGGUAUUCAUUAAGCCAGAAAACAAAA